ACAUCAUUGAGUAUGAAGUGUGCUAUAUAAAUAAUACUGCUUCUACUGGAAUAACAGAAAGUUUUGCUUCUUUAUUUGCCAACUUUACCAAUCUCUUACAGAUCAUCAUCAAACAAGUGUCCAGUAUACUUGCCAUUGGUUUCUAUUGUGGUUAUGGAGAACUCAAAGCCUAAAGCGAGCAGCAAGGUUGCCACACGUGUCAUGGGGCCCGGCAGUGGCCAGACCAAGUUCAAACAGAGGUCAAUGCGACAGUUCAAGAGCAAACCCCCCAAAAAGGGUGUCAUUGGAUUUGGUGAAGAUAUUCCUGGAAUGGAAUGGUUAGGAACUGACUUUAACGUGAUCUGUCCGUGGGAGGCAUACAGUCACCUGGAAUUACACGAGCUGGCCCAGUAUGGCAUUAUAUGAGGUCACUUCCUGUUCCCACAUCCCACUGAAUCAGCAACCAGUGAAUGAUCAUGACAACAUCCUGCACCUUAAUACAUCGAUUAAAUAUUCAAAUUAAAAAUAUCUUUAGUAGA
Messenger RNA from Rhinichthys klamathensis goyatoka, 518 nucleotides. RefSeq names its product phosphodiesterase 6G, cGMP-specific, rod, gamma, paralog a (gene pde6ga). NCBI's taxonomy places the organism in Eukaryota, Metazoa, Chordata, Actinopteri, Cypriniformes, Leuciscidae. Gene Ontology annotation, cellular component: photoreceptor outer segment membrane. The coding region runs from base 154 to 405 and encodes 83 amino acids. The transcript is spliced from 3 exons. The record is from RefSeq and is a predicted model, not a curated record. Gene Ontology annotation, molecular function: 3',5'-cyclic-nucleotide phosphodiesterase activity; cGMP binding. Gene Ontology annotation, biological process: positive regulation of G protein-coupled receptor signaling pathway; visual perception; positive regulation of epidermal growth factor receptor signaling pathway.